CAAAAUUUAAGUGGGAUGAUGAAAAAAAAUGAUCGUAAUCACAAUGGAAGAUUUACCUCAAUGGACAGAAUAUAUUAAGGUAAACAAAAAUGCUGCCCCUUAUCGCAACAAGUGCAUAGAAAAUUGGGAAGAUAUUUGCACUUUAUUUGGUGCAGAUAGAGCCGUCGGGGAUGGUGCAGAACAACACGAGGAGGCAGCGGAUGCCAUGGAGGGGGAGACGAUCUGUGAACGAACAAGCUCUUCUAAGGAUCCAACUAAUUCAAGCUCUCGCAAGCGGAAAAAGGAUAGUGUAGCUGAUGCGGUAAAUAGUUUUGCCGAGUCAUUUAUAGAGUACGUGCAAAGCAAGAUUAAAGACGCUUCGAAACUCACUUGUCAAGAGAUUCACGCUGUUGUUUCUCAAGUGCUUGGCAUUUCUAGGAUUCAGACUAUGUGGGCAGUAAAGAAGUUUAUGAAUGGUAAUCCCGACGAGUUUCUGAUACUGAAAGAACUACCGGAGGAUGAGAAACUCGACUGGAUACUCUUAUGCCUUGACGAGUAG
Messenger RNA from Amaranthus tricolor (Joseph's coat), 538 nucleotides. RefSeq lists its product as uncharacterized. The record is from RefSeq and is a predicted model, not a curated record. The transcript has 2 exons. The coding region runs from base 29 to 538 and encodes 169 amino acids. NCBI's taxonomy places the organism in Eukaryota, Viridiplantae, Streptophyta, Magnoliopsida, Caryophyllales, Amaranthaceae.